CCCGCGCAUGCGCAUUAACCGCGUCCGAGUGCCCGAUACAAGAUGGCGGAGUCGGUGGGGAGGGAGAGGCGGAGGCGGGUCCGAACCGAAUAGCGCAAAGCCUAUUGAGGACUCCGAUCAAACCUCUCCAAGACAGGACAAAUGAGGAGCUAUGACGAGUGAAAACCACGGAACAAUAAAGGCAGACUCGGCAAUGGUCAUGUCGCCCACCGGGUCCACGUCGCAGGCGGCUCCCUUCUCACCCUCGACCAGCAAACCCAUCCAAGAGCUGCCAGAUGAGCUGAUACAGGCUGGAUGGUCGAAAUGUUGGAGUAAGAGGGAGAAUCGGCCGUAUUACUUUAAUCGAUUCACUAACCAGUCGCUGUGGGAGAUGCCUGUCCUGGGCCAGCAUGAUGUCAUUUCGGAUCCUCUGGGCUUGAACGCGGCUCCAGCCUCUGGCGAGGCGAUAAGCGACGCCAGUUUGGGCAAUGGUCAGCGUAAAAGACAUCCAUCGGAGGACGCUCAAGCAGGCCCUAACAGUUUCAAGAGGCCAAAGGUUGAGAUUCCAGCCACUCCAACCACUCCCACUAUCCCAAUUUCUCCCAGCACGCCAGGAGUCAAACCCUGGGUCAACACCACAGAUGAAAAACAAGGCCAGACCAGCGUACCCGCGCCUGCUCCGUACCGGCCCUCUGUGGUGUACUGGGACCUGGACAUUCAGACCAACGCUGUGAUCCGCGAGCGAGCCCCGGCAGACCACCUCCCUCCACACCCUGAGAUCGAGUUGCAGAGAGCUCAACUCACUACCAAACUGAGGCAGCACUACCACGAGCUGUGCUCUCAGCGUGAGGGCAUAGAGCCCCCACGGGAAUCCUUCAACCGCUGGCUUUUAGAGAGAAAGGUGGUGGAUAAAGGUUUGGAUCCGCUUUUGCCAAGCGAAUGCGACCCGGUCAUUUCCCCAUCCAUGUUCAGAGAAAUCAUGAACGACAUCCCUAUCAGGCUCUCUCGUAUCAAAUACAAGGAAGAGGCCAGGAAACUCUUGUUUAAAUAUGCAGAAGCGGCCAAGAAAAUGAUUGACUCCAGAAAUGCAACUCCUGACAGUCGGAAGGUAGUGAAGUGGAACGUCGAGGACACGAUGAACUGGCUGAGACGAGACCAUUCUGCCAGCAAGGAGGAUUACAUGGAUCGACUCGAGCAUUUACGGAAGCAGUGCGGCCCUCACGUGGCAUCCGUGGCGAAGGACUCCGUUGAGGGCAUCUGUUCAAAGAUCUACCACAUUUCUGCAGAAUAUGUGCGCAGGAUACGUCAGGCUCACCUCACUCUGCUUAAAGACUGCAACAUCUCAGUGGACGGCACGGAAUCGACGGAGGUCCAGGACCGGUUGGUGUAUUGUUAUCCAGUCAGACUGUCCAUCCCGUCUCCUCCUCAGCCGCGCGUUGAGCUGCACUUUGAGAAUGACGUUGCCUGCUUGCGGUAUAAAGGGGAAAUGGUGAAGGUCAACCGCGGUCAUUUUAACAAACUGGAACUCCUAUAUCGGUACAGCUGUAUUGAUGACCCAAGGUUUGAAAAGUUCCUGUCUCGUGUGUGGUGCCUUAUCAAAAGAUACCAGGUGAUGUUUGGCUCCGGUGUGAACGAGGGGUCUGGUCUGCAGGGGGCGCUGCCUGUUCCAGUCUUUGAGGCUCUCCACAAACAGUUUGGAGUGACAUUCGAGUGCUUCGCUUCUCCUCUAAAUUGCUACUUCAAGCAGUUCUGCUCCGCCUUUCCAGACACUGACGGCUUCUUUGGAUCUCGAGGGCCAUUUCUCAGCUUCUCUCCGGCCAGUGGCUCGUUUGAGGCCAACCCUCCAUUCUGUGAGGAGUUCAUGGAUGCCAUGGUGACACACUUUGAGGAUCUUCUGGAACACUCCAGCGAGCCGCUGUCCUUCAUCAUCUUUGUGCCAGAGUGGCGUGACCCGCCGACCCCUGCCCUGACACGGAUGGAGGCCAGCCGCUUCCGCAGGCACCAGAUGAUCGUGUCUGCCUUCGAGCACGAGUACCGCAGCGGCUCGCAGCACAUCUGCAAAAGAGAAGAGAUGUACUACAAGUCUGUCCAUGGAACGGCAGUGAUUUUCCUCCAAAACAAUGCUGGCUUUAGCAAAUGGGAGCCCACCACGGAGAGAAUCCAGGAGAUCCUGGCGGCGUAUAAAGUCUCCGGCCGUUCUCUGCCCUCACCUGGUCCUUCUUCCACCAGUACGGGAGACAAAGACUCCAAACCAGUAGUGGAGCGGAGCUCGGCUAGGAGUCAAGACAACAGCAGUCCUGUUGACAAGACUGCACCGGACACAACAAACAUUUAGACCGCGGCGCUGGGCGUGUGGCCACGUGUAUGUAUGUUCAUGGGAAAGAGUCUAUGAUUGUAUGAGAGGUUUAAUAUUGCGCUGUUGGGUUUAGAUGGGCACUGGGCAUGUAAAUGCUCACGCGAGAAGACAGACAGACCCAUAUUUGUUUACUUUCUUCCGCCUCUAUUAUUUAAUAUUAUUUGUUUUAGGUUUUUGAGUUAUGUUAUCAUAACUGUUGGGUUUUAUAUCAACGUAUUGAUAGUUUGGUCACUUUUUUGUUGUCUUUUUUUUUAAAGAGAUGAUAAAUGUAGUCAAGUAUAUCUUAUUCUUUUUUUAUUUUUGUUGGCCUUUUUAGGGUGAAUCCCAUUGAAACGUGUCAUUUCACACCAAGAUCAAAAGAAAAAUAUUUUGCAUAAAGAAAAAGCAUAAAGCCUUCAUUAGCAUUUUUUUCCCCCAUUUUCAUUGGGUUUUUGUAGUUUUCAUUAUUCUAAAUGGUAAUUGAACUUUAAUUACAUUUUGUUAUACAGUAAUACUGUAUUACAGUUAAAAAGUUACUAUUGCAAUGAUAUUUAAAAAGUGAAUAAAAUCAGCCUAAAUUAAAUUAAACACAAUGCAACCCUUAGCAUUGGGGUAUCUUUGCUUAGAGUAGUAAAUUAUUUUUUUUUUUUUCCUACAUAAUGGUAAAUAAAAAUACCAAAAAAUUAAGUUUUCAAAUAGGCUUCGUUUUCUUUUCAGCAAAAUAAAAUAGCAUAUUUCUUGAUUUUGGGUUGAAAUAAGACCGGUUUUGUGAUAUUCACUCUUUAACUUUGUGCUUUUCUCACUGGCAGGUUACGAAGCCGUCAGUGAGUUUAUGCACCGCUUGUAUAUUGUUGUUUUAGAUGAUUUAGAAGACGAUCGGCGAUCAGGCAGCUAUGUUUAAAUGCCUUCAUCAUGACAUGCGUUAGCGUCGUUUCACAUUAAACCCAUUCAUAGGCGUUUCUUUGAGUUGAGAGGUCAUGUUUGGUUUCUUCAUGUCAGAAUAUAUACUAUAUGUAAUAACAAAAGGUCAGUAAAGAAGCAGAAAAAUAUUUAUAAUGUAGUUUCCACCCAGUCAUCAAUCUGCAGUGAAAGCCAGUGCGUUUUCUUUCGUUUCUAAAAUAUUGUACAGAACACAAUAGCAAAUCUGAAAUGGUCGAACUCUAAGGAUUUUCUACCUUUAUUGCGUUCUUGGUUUCUGUACAGUACAAGCCUGUGUGAACCUUAAAUCCUAAUGUGGCAUUCUGGGUCACAUCAGUUGUAGCAUUUAGGUCUAGCAAGUGAAAAAAGAAGAGUAAAAUUUCUUCUUAGUUAUGAUUACGAAAGCAUUAUUCCAACUGUUUGUGGUGUUUUAUUGAGAACGAAUUAGCUGGUAAAUAUGGCGUACGCCCCUCGAUUUUCUCCAGUGAGUCUACCUCUCAUUUCGGGUGUUUUUUUAAUUGAGAGCAACGACACCUGGAAAUCCAAGCAAAGCAGUAAACGAGUGGCUUAUUCUUCCUUUAAUAACAGCAUUGGCACCCACUUAUUAAAAUUGGUUGCUAUUGCCUUGAUUUCGUGUAUGUGAAAAGUGCUUUAAAAGUCGACUUUUUUGUUUUUAUUCUAAUCAUAGAAAUUUGUUUACAUGACAUUGGUUUAAAUCGUAUCACUGGGCAGCGUUUUGAAUGUACAUUUUAAAAAAGGAAAAAAGAAACGUUAUUGAUGGAUUUAUUGCCACAAUUGGACUUCAAAUAUUGCGAUUAUUAACACUACAAUGGUGGCUCUUUAUUAUUUUUUUGUUUGUUUAUUUUUGCCAUGCUAAUACGUAUGUAGAAAUUAAUAUUAUAUAUUAUCACUUUAUUAAGCCCAAUCACUUCCAUCUGUAAGUAUAGUUUUGUUUUGUUUUUUUUGUUUUUUUUUUUUUUUUUUCAGUAGACUACAUUGUCUUGUAGCCAAACUUGGGGAAAUGGCUUUUAUAUUAAGUUUAAAAGCAUUCCAGUGGUUUGACGUGUAAUGUAACCCAGCUUGCCAUUUAUAAAAUCCAAUAUAACCCUUGGUUUAAGCAUUGGGCACUUGUUGGAUUUCCUAAUCCCAGAGCGGAUCACCAGCAAAUCUGUAGAUGUUGUACAGAACGUGGCUAUGAAGUUGUUUUCCUACACGGCUGUUGUGCGUUUAUUUGAACAGAAAACAAAGUAUGUCUUUCUCACCAUGCUUUUUGUUAAUUUUAAUUUAACGUUUUGGUUCUGAAUAACUGUUUAUGAAUUAUAGAAUUUAUGAAAUAGUUGUUUUAAACUAAACCAAAGUGUUAUUAAAAGAGGAGGAAUUUAUCUUGUAUCUUAAAAGUAGAAUCGUGUACGAUUGCAUCAGUAAUGCAUCAAGUGUAACCAGCAAAAACAUCCAUUUAUCCAUAACUUUAUUUUUAUAAUUCUCUUUUCGUUCUUUGUUUUCUUACAAAGGUAUGUUUGGGUUUUUAUUUUGCAUGACCUGAUAUUUUUCAUUACAAAAAAAAAGAAAAAGAAAUUAUAAAUUGUACAGAUCUGUAUUGUUUAAUUAGUUGUACGCUUUGCCACACUAGGCUUUUAACCGAUUUGUAUUUAUCAGUCAUGUUGAUUGAUUUAUAUUUGGUCGCCAUUGCGUUUGUUGAUUCAGUGUCCUCUAAAAUGCCAUGAAUGUCUCCCCUGUAAUCUUAUUCUGAUAAAGACAAAGAUUCAGUGAAUGUAAAUAUGUCUGUGCUUAUAUAAUUUGUUUCUUCUACCUGUAUAUUAUCAGUGUUGUGGCAUUUCCCAUCACCUAAAGUGGUAUAAAGAUUUUCCUCUGAAUCAGAAAAGCUCUCAGUAAAAUAUUGAAAUCA
Messenger RNA from Labeo rohita (rohu), 5138 nucleotides. RefSeq names its product phosphorylated CTD interacting factor 1 (gene pcif1). The transcript is spliced from 16 exons. Bases 152 to 2314 code for a protein of 720 amino acids. Gene Ontology annotation, cellular component: nucleus. The record is from RefSeq and is a predicted model, not a curated record. Lineage: Eukaryota; Metazoa; Chordata; Actinopteri; Cypriniformes; Cyprinidae. Gene Ontology annotation, molecular function: RNA polymerase II C-terminal domain binding; mRNA (2'-O-methyladenosine-N6-)-methyltransferase activity.